Messenger RNA from Bubalus bubalis (water buffalo), 5424 nucleotides. RefSeq names its product sodium/glucose cotransporter 1. The record is from RefSeq and is a predicted model, not a curated record. The coding region runs from base 1332 to 3236 and encodes 634 amino acids. The transcript is spliced from 16 exons. NCBI's taxonomy places the organism in Eukaryota, Metazoa, Chordata, Mammalia, Artiodactyla, Bovidae. Gene Ontology annotation, cellular component: plasma membrane. Gene Ontology annotation, biological process: sodium ion transport; transmembrane transport. Gene Ontology annotation, molecular function: D-glucose:sodium symporter activity.
CAGAGGACCCUGGCCGGCUAGAGUCCACAGGGUCGCAAAGAAUCGGACAGGACUGAAGCGACUUAGCAUGCAUACAAACGGGUUAAUACAUAUAAAGUGCACAGAAGUAAGUCUAUGUGUUAGCUCUUAUUAUUGUUACUGUUAUUUGUAUUGUUGACCAAGAUUUCUAGAACUUGAACUCAGCAGAGAAGCACACCAAGGAGAGUAAGGCUUGGCCCAGCUUGAGAAUUCGCAUAUCACCCAUAAAAGAUCAAACUGCACUGAGCUGAGGACCCUCUGUGAUCAGCUGGUCCACUCAGGGCCAUGAUUUCCGGGAGGCGGGCAAAGCAGUUUCCUCGAUGCAGAAUUUAAGAGGAGUGGGGAACCAAGAAAACUCAGGACUCUGGAUACAUAAUAUUCAAAUGCAAGAUUUUAAUAAAUCCAAGUCAAUGUCCCAAACCCACAAGGAACAGAAGAUCUAAAUGGUAAAUAAAGACAGGAGAGGUAUUGCUGGUUUCCACCACACCAGGCUCCAUGCGGCUCGGUAGCCUUGAGCCAGCCGCCCCCCACGACCAGCUCUCGGUCCAGGGCAGAGCGAUUCUGGCUACAGGCCGGACGGCGCUGCGCCUGCACCGGCAGUCAAUGCUCGGCCCUCGAAGAGCCGCCUCCAGAAGGUAGGAAUCGGGCCGCGCGGGGCCUGCCGGAACGCCCAGGCUGCCCCGCGGCUCCUCCCAGCGUGCCCCGCGGCUCCUCCCAGCGUGCCCCGCGGCCCUUCCCAGCGUGCCCCGCGGCCGAGUAGCCAGAGUCCCACUGAGGCCGUUGCCACCUUCAGUCCGCCGGUGGUGCUCACUCGCUGGGACGCAGCACCAUGAUAUCCCCUUGGCAGGGCUUCGGCUGGACGGCUCAGCUCUUCAGCUCCAGCAGCGCCCUGGACGUCCUGGUGAUAGUUUUGUACUUCCUGUUGGUUCUGGGCAUCGCGCUGUGGGCCAGCGGUUCUCAGCCUCAGGAUUCCUGACGUGGGACCAGAUGAUUCCUUGUUGUGGGGUCUUCCUUGCGUACUGUAGGAUGCUGAGAAGCGCCCCAAGCCCUACCCCUGCACAGCCAGAAGUAUCUCCAGACAGUGCCAGCUGUCCCCUGGAGGGUGGGGCGUGUAAAGAAAUGGAUAUGCCUGUGCAGUCUCACAGCUGGGAGGGACCAUGGGCCCUCCUCUAACUCGGUGGGCAAAGACUUCUCUUCCUAAACAAACAAACAAACAAAAAAUGAAGAGGGGAAUGGGAUCUCUGCAAAGGACGUUUACCUGUGAAUGAGUCAUCACUGGUUCCUUGGAUUCCCCCACCCCGUUUAAGGUGGUCAUGUCGUGCAGUCGUGGGACAGAGGAAGACUUCUUCCUGGCUGGACGCAGCCUCGUGUGGUGGCAGAUAGGUGCUUUUCUUUUUGCCUCCAAUAUUGGCACUGGCCACUUUAUGGGUCUGGCUGGAAAAGGGGCGUCUUCAGGGAUCGCUGUUGGCGCCUUCGAGUGGAACGCCGUGUUCAUCCUCUGUGCUCUUGGCUGGGUGUUUUCUCCUGUUUAUAUGAAGUCUGGGGUAGUGACACUGCCCAGAUACUUGAGGAAGAGGUUUGGUGGCUGCCGGAUCCAGUUCCUCCUCGCUGUUCUGUACUUAGUCAUCUAUAUCUUCAGUAAGAUCUCGGUGGAGAUCUGCACGGGCGCCGUGUUUAUGAGGCUGGUUCUGGGGCUGGAUGUUUACCUGGCCACCGUGGUCUUGCUGUCAGUCACCGGCAUAUGUUCCAUCACAGGUGGUUUUGCAGCCGUGGUUUACACUGAUCUCUUACACGCUAGCUUCGUGGUUCUGGGCUCUGUCUUGUUAAUGGGCUAUGCCUUUAACGAGAUAGGCGGAUACCAGGAGCUAGAGAGCAGGUACCCGGAGGCCAGGCCGACCGUCACCUGGGAAGGGAACUGGACUGCCCCCAUGGAGUGCUUCAUACCACGUGCGGACGCCUUCCAUAUUUUCCGAGAUGCUGCCACUGGAGACAUUCCCUGGCCUGGGGUCGUCCUCGGCCUCUCCACCAUUUCCUUGUACUACUGGUGCGCCGACCAGAUUUUCGUCCAGGGCUGCCUGGCAGGGAAGAACUUGUCCCACGUGAAAGGCGGCUGCGUCUUGUGCGGGUUCCUGAAGCUGUUGCCCAUGUUCAGCAUCGUCAUGCCAGGAAUGAUCAGCCGUGUCCUGUACACAGAUGAGGUGGCGUGUGCUGUGCCUUCAGAGUGUAAGAAGUACUGUGGCAUCCAGGCCAGCUGCAGCCCCAUCGCCUACCCCCUACUGGUGGUGGAGCUUCUGCCUAGCGGCGUCCGCGGCUUGGUGGUGUCUGCCCUCUGGGCCUCGCUCACGUCCUCCCUGACUGCCGUAUACAGUAGUGCCAGCGCUGUGUUCACCAUGGACAUCUACCCCCAGAUCCGGCCCACGGCCACUAAAAAGGAGCUCAUGAUAACAGGAAGGUUUUUUGUUAUAGUCCUGCUCGCUGUCUCCGUCGCCUGGGUGCCUGCCCUGCAGGUGGCUCACAGGGAGCAGCUGUUUGAGUACAUGCACGCGCUGCUGAGCUACCUGACGCCGCCCGUGGCCGCCACGUUCCUGCUGGCCAUCUUCUGCAAGAGGGUCACUGAGCAGGGCGCCUUCUGGGGGCUGGCCAGCGGCCUUGCGAUCGGCUCCUGUCGCAUGCUGUCCGAGUUUGCCUAUGGGCCCUGGAGCUGCUCCGUGAACAGGAAGUGCCCCCGGAUCAUCUGUGGCGUGCAUUACCUCUACUUUGCCAUGAUCCUCUUCACCAUCAGCCUCGUCACCGUCCUGGGCGUCUCCAUGUUCACCGUGCCGAUUCCAGACAAACACCUCCACCGCCUCUGUUGGAGUUUGCGGAACAGCCAGGAGGAGAGGGUGGACCUGGACGAGGACACAGAGGUGAAGAGCCCCGAGCCCCAGGCACAGCCAGUUCCAGACAUGUUCGUAGAGGACAGGGGCUGCCUCUGGAAGGCCUGGGAUGUGUUCUGUGGCCUGGAGUUGCUGCCCAGCCCCAAGCUGGCCCCGGAAGAGGUGGUUGUGCCUGAGACGGAGCAGAAUGACAUGGCUGAAGGGACGGCGCACGGUGCCACGUCGGGAGGGACAGAGGAGAGGGAGGCGCCGGAGGAGCGGCUCCUCUGGAGCAGGGCGCUCGGCCUCUGCGGGCUCCUCCUGGUGCUGCUCACGGUGCUCUGCCACAUCUACUUCUACUAGCUGCCGCGCGGGAGGGAGGGGGUCCCGGGGCGGCCCCCGGAUGAGGGGCCGGGCUCACACCGCCGAGCAUGCACCCUGGGGCUCAGGGCGCGGCCAGCAGGUGGCAAGGCCCGCGGCGAGGGCAGGGCCCACGGGCGAGCACGCCUCCUCUGCUCGCUGAGCCACGCCCUCAGAUGGCUGCACCACACAGCCGCUGGCUUCCACGCUGGCUCUGGCGUUUCGCCUCUUGAGACCCUUGGGAGCCUUGCCUGUGUUUGCUGCCACCGUUUCCUUCCUGUGCCCACCUCCACUGGCAGUGCCCUCUCCUCCUCUGGAAAGGUACGCUGCUGGCAAAGAUGCCCACCCACAGGGGCUGAGCCCACCGCCGAAGGUCACACAGGCAGGGCUUGCAUGGACAGAGGCAUUGGCAUCUGCCUGGACGGUGGUGGCCUGAGCUGGUCCCUGCCUGAGGACCGGGCCUCCCUGCAGCUCGCUUCUGUCUGGCUGCGCCCCUUGGGGACAGACGGAGAGGAAACAUCCCUCCUUGCCGAGCUCCGCCUGGUCCCUCUCAAUCUGCCUGCUCCUGGGACGCGAGCCCUGGGCUGGAUCCCCUUGGCGGUCAAGGACAAGGGCUGUGUCCUUGCAGGGGCGCCCUCAGCCACCCCGUCCUCUUUAUUCUUCUCAGACCAGAAUAAAUGAUUUGAAUCUUUACAAAGUCUCAGAUACAUCAAAGGGGUUUGGGGGAGGCCCACCAGCAUUGCAAAAACCACCCUCUGAAGGUGCGGUCAGAACCAGCCCGUCUUCCCCCGUUCAGUCCUUCAGCGGACGUGUCUGAGUGCCUACUGUGCGCCCGCACUGCUGGGAACCGUCACGGGCAGAGCUCAUGGUCUCGGGAAGCAGGGCGAAGCACCAGUGGGGAUGGCCGGUGCGGAGGGUGGGCCCACUGUUCCCUGCUGGGGUCAUCACCACCUUCAAGCCGUGGACCCAGCCCAGGUGGAAGGACCAGGAGCAGCCACACUGCACAGAGGAGGAGACUGAACUCAGUCAGGAAACCCAGUAGAGGGGCGGCAGGGGCGCCCCAGGGAAGAGGCCUCCCUUGACUACAGCAGGAGGUCAGCGAGCCAGCGGGGCGACAGAGUGACAGGGUGUGAGCAGGCCUGGGCGCAGAGCGCGAGGGUGUGAGCAGGCCCGGGCUCAGAGCUGGGGGCGCGGAGGGCGAGGGUGUGAGCAGGCCCGGGUGCAGAGCUGGGGGCGCGGAGGGCAAAGGUGAGCAGGGGCCCGACCUGCCGGCCUCACAUGCUUUGGAACCCUGAGUCGCUGGAAGCUUCAGCCAUGAAGGAAUAGGACCCAGUUUGCUGAGUGCUGCCGGGGAGGUGAAAAGGAGGUGAGAACACCCACCGGGAGGCUGUUAGAGGGAUCCAGGCAAGUCAGUGGCAGGAAAGACAAGGGAGCCAAUCAGCACCAAGAGAAGCCAGCAAGCGGAAGUCACAGGGCUUGGGUCGCUGGGCUUCUGGAAGGAGGGCCCAGCAAUGGCUCUCCAGCCUGAGCACAUGGGCAAAGGGCGCCCCAGCCCCAGCGCCGGGCCCGCAGGACGGGAGCAGGCGCGGGAGCAGGCGGGGCUCCGUGUGGGCACGCGGGCUCCGAGUCGCAUGAAGACGCUCUUUGCUACCUUGACCACGUUCGGUCUUUCUGAUCCGUGAAGGUGGGAUGGCCCCCGUUCAUUUAGGGCCCCUUUCGCUUCUUUCAACAGUGUUUUGUCUUCAGCACUCUAGUCUUACACAUCUAAGUUGAUUCCUGGGCGUUUUAUUCUUUUUGAUACUACAGUAAAUAAUGCUUUCUUAAAAGCUGAGAUGUAGUCAAUGUACAAUAUUAUGUAAGUUACAGGUGUGUAACCUAGCGAUUCAUAAUUUUUGAAGGUCACACUCCAUUUAUAGUUAUUAUCAAAGGGUUGGUUUUAUUUCCUGGGUUGUACAGUAUGUCCUUGUAUCUUAUUUAUUUUAUACACAAUGGUUUUUGUUAGUCCCCUACCCUGUAUUUUAAUUGCAUUUUCAGAUGGGUCAUUGCUCAGGUACAGAAAAACAAAACUUGUAUCUUGAUCUUGGAACCUGUAACUUUGUGAAAUUUGUUUAUUCUUAUAUUUUUAAGUGUAUUCCUUGGAAUGUUUUAACAUAUAAAAUCAUGUAAUCUGCAAGUACAGACAACUUCUUUC